AUGGCACACUGGCCCUUGGAGACUUUUCUGGCCUGGGAGUAUUGUUGCCGACCUUGUCCCAAGGCCAGAACAAUCAAUACCAGCCAGAAAGAGCCUAAGCAGAGAGGAACAAUCAGAGAGAGAAAAUCCGUAGAGGAUGGUGGGGAAGAAGAGACUAAACAAGACCACAUCCUGGACUCCUUGGGCCUCGGGGCUAAGGGAAGAAAAGAGGCUGGGGCACAGGUAGAACCACUGGAGGCCCAGAAGAGGCGAUAUUCUCCAGGCGUCCAGCGGGUGUUCCCCUAUAUCUCAGCCAUGGUGAACAACGGCUCCCUCAGCUAUGAUCAUGAGCGGGACGGGCGGCCCACAGAGCUGGGGGGCUGCACAGCCAUUGUCCGCAAUCUGCACUAUGACACCUUCCUUGUGAUUCGCUACGUCAAGAGGCAUUUGACGAUAAUGAUGGACAUCGACGGCAAGCAUGAGUGGAGGGACUGCAUCGAGGUGCCCGGGGUCCGUCUGCCCCGGGGCUACUACUUUGGCACCUCCUCCAUCACUGGGGACCUCUCGGGUACUGUCACGCGCACUCUUUAUUUGUCCUGACUGAGGUCAUGUCUCGAGAGCUGGGCCUUAGUGAGGCUUCUCAGAGGGGAGAGCCAGACAAGCAGAGCUGUGGGAAGCGAGUACCCAGACUGUGCUGCUCUUCUGGCAUUCUGGUGUCCUUCAACGCCCCCUCCCUGGCCUGGGCCGAGGCUCUCCUAGUGCAGUUGGCUCUAGGAGGCGGUUGGUGCUAAUGGAAAGCAGGGUCUGCGUCUUCAUCAGGCCAGCUCCUCUAGCCCGUGUUUGGAGUUCUGUGCUUUGCGAUGUCUGGUGCCCCUUCUGCAGUCUGGUUCCUUCCCGUCCACCUCCUUGAGGGCUGCAUUCCCCUUCUCUUAACAAAGUUCUUCCUUGAGUUCCUUGACUCUGCCGUCCCCCUUCUAACUGCCGCCCCUGGGCCCUGUUUGUGCUCAGACUUUUGAACGUGUCGUGUGUACAGGUCCUCUGUGUCCAGGCCGCAGCGGGGAGGGGUAGAGGGAGAGGGAGAAGCACACUCCCCACGGAGC
Leptonychotes weddellii (Weddell seal) is the source of this 1079-nucleotide messenger RNA. Lineage: Eukaryota; Metazoa; Chordata; Mammalia; Carnivora; Phocidae. The record is from RefSeq and is a predicted model, not a curated record.